AUGCGUUAUUCUCUUGUAUACGCCGUGGCUUCUGUGCCCUUGAUCUCUGCGCAAUUAAAUCUUUACGCCAAGAAAGCGGGCUUGAAGUAUUUCGGCGCUGCGACGGAUUCCCCUGGGCAGCGUGAGCGCGCGGGCCUGGAGGCGGCAUAUCCUCAGUAUGAUGCCAUUCUCAGAGACCAUGACGAGUUUGGCCAGACGACGGCAACCAAUGGACAAAAGUGGCUAUUCAUCGAACCGGAACAAGGUGUCUUCAACUUUACCGAAGGCGACAUUGUGACCGACAUUGCGCAAGAAAAUCAUCUCAUACAGAGAUGCCAUACGCUCGUGUGGCACAGUCAAUUGGCGCCGUGGGUCGAGUCGACAAACUGGACUGCCGAUGCACUGAGCGAAGUCAUUGUGAACCACAUCACCAACAUCAUGGAGUACUACAAGGGCAAGUGUUACGCGUGGGACGUGGUGAAUGAAGCCCUGAAUGAGGACGGCACAUACCGCGAGUCUGUCUUUUAUAAUACGCUCGGGGAAGACUUCAUCAAGCUGGCAUUCAGCACCGCCUCCCAGGUCGACCCGGGCGCCAAGCUCUACUACAACGACUAUAACAUUGAGUCGCCCGGCAAUAAGAGCGAGGGGGCGCUCCGCAUUGUGAAGCUACUGCAGGACGACGGAAUCAGAAUCGACGGUGUGGGUCUUCAAGCCCAUUUCCAAGCAUCAGGCGCUCCGAGCCUCGAUGAGCAAAGUGCCGUUAUCGCAUCCUACGCGGAUCUCGGUGUGGAGGUGGCAUACACUGAGCUCGACGUAAGGAUUGAUCUGCCGUUGAACGACACCAACCUGGAAUGGCAGAAGGAGGUCUACGUAAAUGCUACAAGCGCAUGUGUUCAAAGUGCUGCCUGCGUCGGCAUUACCAUCUGGGAUUUCUAUGAUCCAUUUAGUUGGGUGCCCGCAGUAUUCCCUGGCCAAGGAAACCCUCUGCUGUGGUUUGAGGACUUUAGCAAGCAUCCCGCAUAUUACGGCAUCAUUGAGGCGCUCAAGAACGGCACAGGGGCUGGGGACUGCCGAGAAGGAGGACGCCACCCGAGAGAUUUUGCGAGUAGACGAUGA
Messenger RNA from Pestalotiopsis fici W106-1, 1095 nucleotides. RefSeq lists its product as uncharacterized. Gene Ontology annotation, molecular function: hydrolase activity, hydrolyzing O-glycosyl compounds. NCBI's taxonomy places the organism in Eukaryota, Fungi, Ascomycota, Sordariomycetes, Amphisphaeriales, Sporocadaceae. The coding region runs from base 1 to 1095 and encodes 364 amino acids. The record is from RefSeq and is a predicted model, not a curated record. Gene Ontology annotation, biological process: carbohydrate metabolic process. The transcript has 3 exons.